Molecule: messenger RNA, 1692 nt
Organism: Photinus pyralis (common eastern firefly)
Lineage: Eukaryota; Metazoa; Arthropoda; Insecta; Coleoptera; Lampyridae
Product: vanin-like protein 1
Exons: 8
Coding region: 77-1633 (518 amino acids)
Source: RefSeq, a predicted model, not a curated record
CUCACGACACGAACGUUGUAAAUUUAUUAGGAAGUUCUCGAGUAGGUUUCAGUUUUUGCAGUGUUCUAUAACAAAAAUGAUUUCUCCAAUGUUUGGUUUAGUAUUUGCAUUUGCAUUUAGCAACACGCUAGCUAAAGAAACCUACAAGGCGGCCGUGGUGGAAUAUCAUCCAGUUAACAGUGACAAUGCGUACGAAGAUUUUUUCACCAACGUCAGAAUGUAUUUAAAGUACAUCGAGGAAGCGGCUUUGCAGGGGGUCGAUAUAAUCGUGUUCCCUGAAGAUGGAUUAACUGGCUGGAUGUUGGACGAUAAAUAUAUUCCCACAUUUGCUACCGAAAUUCCGGAUUCUGAUAGUGGAGUUUCCCCGUGUAUCGAUAGAAAUGGUAGUUAUUCCAAUUAUUUAAUCAAUUUAUCCUGUGCUUGCAAAAGGAAUAAAAUAUAUUCGGUGGUUAAUAUAAUUGAAGUGGUCCAUGGUAGUGAUGGAGAAAAAAUUUAUCAUAACACGAACAUUGCUCUUAAUCGUGCUGGAGUGGUUAUUGCAAGGUACCGAAAGAUAAAUUUAUACGAUGAAGUAUUUUAUAAACCCGGUGAGCAUGUACUCAGUACAUUUACAACUGAUUUCGGGGUGACAUUUGGAAUGUUCAUAUGUUUCGAUGUGGUAUUUAAAAGUCCUGGAUUAGAUAUUUUGCAAAAUACUGAGGUCACCGACAUUGUGUAUUCAACAGCGUGGUUUGCUCGACUGCCCUUUUACACAGCAAAUAGUGUACAACAUGGUUACGCGAAACUCCACGGUCUCAACUUUUUAGCAGCGGGGUUAAAUGACCCAAAAACUGGCACGGGUGGCAGUGGGAUUUAUCUUGCUGACGGUGGUAUACUUACCGUUUACAUUACCGGUAAAGAAGAAUCAAAACUAAUCAUAGCUAACGUGCCCAAGAUAAAAUCCAGAGUUGAUUUAUCUAACACCUGUCAACAUGCUGGUGCCGAUUCAGUGAAUUCACAUUCCAGUGACGUGCAUCUAUUCUUCACAAACACUACCGAUUUGAGUAACUACACAGUACAAUCCCUGGAUUUAAACGAUUUAGAAGUUAGUGAAACUGUUUGUGCCAAAAAUAGUGAAUUUUGUUGCACUUUUAAUGCAACCAUGAAGAAGUACUCACCAUUACCCAACUACUCAUAUAAGUUAAUUGCGUAUAGUGGGGUCAGCGCGAUAUCGACUACAAAAACCAUUGGGUUAAAACAAUGCGCUCUAGUAGCAUGCAGCGAAGAUAACAUUGCUUCUUGCGGGCAAAGGAAUAAAGGAUUUCCGAGCGGAAUCUAUUUUGAACAUAUAUCAGUUUCCGGAACUUUUAACACCAACGACGCCGUAUACAUGCCAUCAACCGUGACAUAUGAUCUUCUUCCAACCAAUCGAUACGUGUACUGCAGGAAGGUUUCCGGUAACCAAGAAGAAGUAAGCAUGUAUACAACGCAAAAACUGGAUUCCCUUUUGACUUUUGGCAUAUUUGGUAGAACAUUUAAAUAUGAUGAUCAUACUCCGGGAAUAAUUACUGAUGCGGCAAGUCGUAGUGGUCACAUAUCGUAUAUGGCAUGUUUGCUUAUUUUAUUUUGUUCCAAUUGUUUGUGGAUAAUAUAAUUGUCGCUUUGUACAUAGUCAACUGAUGGCAAAAGUGCAUAAGCGUUAUAUAAUUUUUU